UUCCACUCAACAGCUCUAUCAGUUCCCCCUCCCUCCUCUUCUUCCUCCCGCCUUACCUCCUCCUCUCACUGUCUCAAACUGAUGUGGGUCUUUUUUACACUCUCUCCCGCUUAUCCUUUUAUUCUUUGCUCUCAGGACGUCAUGAGGUUAACAGCACUGUGCAUGUGUGGGACCCUGCUGGCCUUCUUGAGCCUCUCUUGGACCACAGCUGAUGAAGGGGACCUCCUCUGGGAUCAGGAAUUUGGACCCUGCUCUGCAACUCUGAGACCUGAGGGGCCGUGCAGGCAGUGGCAGGAUGAGACCAUGUGUCCAUAUCAAUUGAGUCUGCCUCCGCUGACCCUCCGUUUGCCGAAGGAGCUCAGAGAGCUGGAGAACAUUGUAAAGGAUUUACAGAAUCUGAAGGACAAUGUGGACCAACUGACGAAGAUGUGUGCAGAUUGUACAGUAAGCCAAACUGAGAGAGAGUGUGGACGGCAUAGAGAAAGUGAGCAGGAGAAGCUAAAUGAGGGUAUAAAUAGACAUAUUGAGGGGAAGAACCGGCUGAAUGAGAAAAAUCGUGAGAGGCCAAAAGAGUGUGGAACAGACAGAGUUAAAGUGAAAAAGACUAUGGAAGGAGAAUUAGGAUAUGGUGACACUGAUUUUGAAAAAAGAACGAGUUUGGAAGAGAAAAGGAGAAAGAAAGGGGAAGCAGAAAGAGAGAGCAAUAAAGGGGUUUUAAAAGAAAAUAAAAAAGAAGGAACCCUAAAAGAAGAGGCAAGACCUAAUGGAAAAACUAAGAAAGAGGGGGCAAAAGAAAAGGAAAAAUUGGACCAGACAAAGUCGACAACGGCUGCUGGAGGUGAAAGAACAGUUGAUACGGUCAAAAAAAAGAUUGUUGAAAUAAAUGACAGGGAGACAGACACAGACAGAAAAAAAGACAAAGGUGGAAAAGGGAAUUCAAAUAGAGAUCGGGAGCAUAUGUUGGAGAAUGGAAAAGACGAUAAGGUUACAAGUGGUGUUAAAAAUAAAGGGAAAGCUGAAGAAAGUGACCAUCACGUCUGGAGAGAUGAAACGAAGGAAACACAGAAAAAGACCCAAACUGAGGUAGACAGGGGAAAUGAUGGAAUAAAGAUGUCUGAGGACCAUGAUGAGCAUACAAAUAGGGAAAGAGAACAGCAGAGGGAGGAGAGGAAAAGGGAAAUGGAAAAGGGAACCAAAGUCGAGCGAAAUAAUGAGAAACCAAAACAGUCUGCAAGCAUCAGGCCCGCAGAAAAAGAGAAGACUAUAAAAGAGGGGGAGGAUGGGGAGACGGGAACGGAGACCAAAGCCGAAGGAGAAAUAACGGUCCAGAGUGUGCAGAGAGACAGUAAUGGAGAAUUAGCAUCCAGUACGGAAACUGAGAGGACAGACUUUGUUUCAAUCAGACCAACUCCUCUGUCUAUCAUUAGUUUUACACCCAGGCAUGACUAUGUGGAAUCAAAUGAAGCUAUGACCUUUCCGUCAUCUCCUCCGUUUCCUUCCUCAUCUCACUCAACUUCACACUUGAUCACCGAUGUCAAUCAAGGGAUUACUAUUGUGGCUGACGGACUACAAACACAAAGCCAGGGCAUUGUAGCAUCUGGCAUUUCGGAGAACCCCAGCCCUGAUGUAGCAGAAGGCUUUAGGACCACAAAAAGGACAACCACAGUGGCCAAAAUAAACACAUUGGAUGGUUCUAGACAACCAAUCACCAGUGAAACUUUAUUUUACACCUCUAAAACCAAUGCAACACCAAGAGCAGGUUUCAAGGGUCCAGGUAGCUCAACGACUACAACAAUACCCACCACAACUCAGAAUUUAUACACAACUACAUUCCCAGGAGUCGCAGACCACAGCCGUUCAACAGCCAAAAAGAACGUCAGCUCUAACACUAAGACUGGCAUGAAACCUCUUCCAGACCGAGGACCAAAGCCUGGUGCAAAGAGUCAACCUGAAGUCAGGCCUGAAGGAGACAAAAAGUUAAAAAAUCCUAAGAAUGACCGUAAACAGGACCGAGCUCCUUUGCCAGACAAAAAAGGAAAACAUGACGAAAAGCAGAAGCCUUUUUACCAAAAACCAACAACUGACCAAAGAUUGAAACCUGGCAAAGACCCUAAACAAGUCCAGAUCCCAAAACCUGAAGAAACACCUCCACCUGACCUUUUACCAACUGAACAAAAUCUGAAAAACACGAAAAUACCUAAACAUGACAAAGAACAUACAACUCAUCAAACUCAGUUAAUUAUUCAAAAGCCAAAAUCUAAUCAAAAGCUUCCAGUUCAGAGGUCUACAACUCAUGAAACACCUCAAACAUUAAAUUCAACUGGUUCGGAUAAAGACCCUCAAACUGACCAAAAGCCAGAAUCUGUAGAAAUCCCAAUUAUUACUCAAAAUCGAAAACCUGAGAAAAAACUGGUUCACCCUUUCAAAACAGGAAAGCCUGAACAAAUACAAAAUCCUCACGUAAAGCCAAAAAGUGAAGAAGAAAAGCGUAAACCUGAUCAAAGAUCUACAACAAACCAAUAUAUGUCACCUGUUCAUGACACUGGAGGAAGUGAAACAACUAGCAUAACAACAAGACCUAUCCAAAAGCCUAUAACAGUAUUAACAGAAAAUGCAGAUGAAAAUCCUUUGACUGAGCCUGUAUCGGAAAGAGACUCAAAACCUGGACAAAAGCUUACACCUGAUCGGGCCCUGAUCAAACCCCCUGAUCAAAAGAAGAAAUCCAGUCAGAAAAUCCAUAAAAUAAACCAAAAUCCUAAACCCAAUCAAAGACAUCCAGAUCUUGUGACAGGACAAAAGACUAAACAAAAGGUGAAGCCUAAACCAGAACAACGCCCACAAACCAAUCAAGGGCUUAGAACACUUCGACCUGACCAAAUGCCUGAACUUAACCCCAAUUAUUUGCCUAAAGCAGAAUCCAACAAAACAUCUAAAUUGAGGCCUCCACCCAGAGGCUGGCAACCAAUCCGACCAACAAUCAAGCCAGGAGCAACACAUGUUCAAAGACCAAAACCAGCAGUGCCACUAAAACCAAGUCCAAAGAUAAAAACAGAUUUAGAUCCUCUAAAAAUCAGUGAGACUACUUUAGACAACAUCAAAAACUCUCAAACCGACAUGUCACCUUCAUCUGCCCCUGUAACACAGACUUCUGAGGCGAGUCAUUCUCAAAGGGACACAGAGUUCAGUCCCAGCACAAAGAAAACCAUGACUCUGGGUCCAAAGACCUUCAACACCCUUGAGACUGGACCCAUCCCAUGGCGUGACACUCUCUCAGACUUCACCAUGAGCCCAAACAGCAGGAUUACGUCUGAUCCGACGCCACGAAGAGCCAGCCGACCACCACUGAUCCCAAUGACAACAAGACCAAACAAAAUCUCCCGCAGGAUCCUGCCGAGUGUUAUCCCUAGCACCAUUCCAGGAUCCACAAACCCAAAUCAAGGUUCCAAUACUGACUUGCAAGCUGAGAUAAUUCCCAUUAUGGAGGAAACAUUAGCCCAACAAACUCCAGUUCCAGACAAAAGGAAGAAUCCAGUCCCGACACCCAGUGCUCAAGCUACCUACACAAACAACCCUGACCUCAGGUCAAUAACCCCAACCACCUCUAGCCCCAAGGCCCCGGCGGCUGAGUCUUCCACUCCCAGUGCAAGUGAGCUGCGUGUUAAGAUCAACCAGGUGGCUGCCUUCUUCAAUAACAGCCUGAGUCCAAAUGGAAGGCCAUUUGAUAGCCAUCCAAAAGAUCACACAGAGGACAACCAUUACGGGAGCAGGCCUGACAGCAAACUACCAUCAAAAGUUACGAGGGAUUGCUCCGACUACUUGGCAAAAGGAGCAACAAAAAGCGGGGUGUACCUGGUGACCCCUGACCUCCGCAGCAGAAGCUUCCCAGUCUUCUGUGACCUGGAUCAGGAUGGCGGAGGGUGGACGGUCCUGCAGCGCCGACAGGACGGCAGCGUGAGCUUCAACCGCACAUGGGCCGAGUACAGAGCUGGCUUUGGGGAGCUGGACAAAGGUGAGUUUUGGCUGGGCAACAAUAUGAUCCACAUGCUGACCCGGGCCAGGAACAUGGUGCUGCGGGUGGAGCUGGAGGACUUCAGCGGUGUGAGCGAGUAUGCACAGUACGAGAACUUCAGAGUGGCAGGUGAACAUGGGCGCUACAGACUGACGGUGGGCGGUUACUCGGGUACUGCAGGUGAUGCUCUGCGCUUCAACAAAAUGUAUGAUCACCACAACAGAGCAUUCACCACGCCAGACAGGGACCACGACCGCUAUCCAUCCGGGAACUGCGGGGCCUACUACAGCUCCGGCUGGUGGUUUGAUGCCUGCAUGGCUGCAAACCUCAACGGGAGAUACUAUGUUGGGAAGUACAAGGGAGUCCGUGAUGGUAUUUUCUGGGGCACUUGGCAGAACAUAUCUGCAGAGUAUUACCCCUCCAAUGACAGGCAGUCAUUUAAAACUGUUAGGAUGAUGAUCCGACCAAGAGGCUCUGCGCCAUGAGCUGGGACUCUCUACCAGGUCAUGUUUGAAAAUAAAAUGAAGGGUCCAACUAAUUUCAAAAUAACCCUUACAAUUUAAUAAACCUAGUAUAGCCUCCACACUGAACACUAUUAACACAAUGCUGCCGCCUUGUGGUCUUUUAAUCUGCAAAACCAAUUUGUUUACAGGAAUGUAUGACAAUAAGUGAGGAUGUACAUAUAGUUGCGAAGGUUAUAGUCAUAAUUGCAUAUUAGCCUACAUUUUUACAAGCUUUUAAUAAUAACACUUUUUUUAUAUCGCUGAAUUUGUUCAAUGACGAGCGAGAGAAAAUCUUGUAAAGAGUUCUGACGGGUAUGUAGCAAUAGAGAAUGAUAUUUUUUAUAAUUGUGGUACUGAAAAGCCAGUUGAUGGUUAAUAAAAGCUGUAUCGAUUAUUUUAAAUAAAGAUUGUUUUUCUUUGAUAAAUACAAUUUAUGAAUACA
Messenger RNA from Eleginops maclovinus (Patagonian blennie), 4954 nucleotides. Its product is annotated as mucin-2-like. Gene Ontology annotation, biological process: blood coagulation. The transcript has 2 exons. Bases 82 to 4494 code for a protein of 1470 amino acids. The record is from RefSeq and is a predicted model, not a curated record. NCBI's taxonomy places the organism in Eukaryota, Metazoa, Chordata, Actinopteri, Perciformes, Eleginopidae.